This is a messenger RNA of Chara braunii, 4184 nucleotides long. NCBI's taxonomy places the organism in Eukaryota, Viridiplantae, Streptophyta, Charophyceae, Charales, Characeae. The record is from the annotation of a GenBank genome assembly.
CGAGCCCCUCCUGCGCCAUCCGAUAGAGGACACAGAGAAUGGAGCGUGGGUAAGAGAGAAGGAGGGGGAACACGGGCGCAAAAAUGAAUAUCAUCAGGGAGAAGGAGGCGGUGAUGAUAGGCAUGGAGAUCGACCGCUCGGACCAUGGCAUGCUGCAUGGCGCCAACUGCAAGGCCGCUUUUUGCGGCACGGCGUCUAAUGUAAUUAUAGAGAUUGGGAAGGUGCGAGCCAGGACGUGCUUCUUUGUCAUGCCCGAUGUCGAUCAUCCCAUCCUUCUGGGAAGGUCGUUCCUGUGUCGAACGGAGAUGUUGAUUUUUAAUAAGCACGACGGGACAAUGAUCUUGCUCCUAUGUGACCCAGCGUGCGGGAAUUACGAAGUUGUCACCUGCCGAAACACGGGGCCGGGGAGCGGGAGGAAUAGGCUUAAUCUCGAUUCAUUCACCUUCGAGGAAUCGGAGAACGAGCGAAGACGGCUUUGGGAUGUGCCUGAGGAGGAGGAUAAGGCUGAGGUGCUGACACUAAGCGUCAUAGAUGUGAAUAAGGCCAUGGAGGUGGUGUCGGCUCAUGACAUGGAGGAUCCGGAGAGGGGGAGGAGGCCCUACAAUGGCCCAGGCCCGAACGACAAGUCGACCUUUUUUAGGGGAGGGUUUAAGCAGGGCUCCCAAAGGCGGUACAAGACCGUAGAUAAGAAGUGUCGCCCAGUUCCCGUGCUCGUCACGGAGGAUGACGAAGCCUACUACGAGCGGGAACGAGGAUUGAUACGGCGUAUGCGGAAGCACGGGUUGGCCGGGCCAUGCCGUAUCAACGACGAGAAUGAGGGGAAGUUGAUAAUCGGGGAGUCCGACUUCCUGUCGCCCCAGGAGAGAGCGUUCAUGGUGGGACUGAUGAAGAAAAGACACCGUGCAUAUGCGUUCAAUGACGACGAGCGUGGGAGGCUGGAUGUGGACAAGAUUCCGAUGAUACGAAUCCACACUGUUCCACAUGAGUCGUGGAAUCUAAGGGGCGCACGAUACCCAAAUCCGGAUGAGGAGAAGAAGGUGGUGGAUUACCUGGACGGCAAGAUGCGGACGCACGUGGCCGACUAUUCCAGUGGACCGUACGCGUCGCCUUGGUUUUGUUUUAUUAAACCAAAUGGGACGCUAAGGUGGGUGCAGGACUUGCAGCGGCUAAAUGCGGUGACAGUGCGGGACGCGGGAGGGUUGCCGAACGCGGACGCGCUGUCAGAGUCGUGCGCAGGGAGACCUAUAAUCUCGCUUAUAGACCUCUACUCUGGGAACGACCAAUUCCCUGUAUACUCGCCAGACAGGCCUGUAACGGCGAUGCACACACCUAGAGGGUUGAUUCACAUGAACAUGGCGCCUCAAGGUUGGACGAAUGCAGUAGCGAUGGUGCAGAGGCAUAUGAUCAGAGCCAUGCAGACGGUCAGUCCCCAUAUCACCCAGCCCUAUAUCGAUGACCUGGCGGUCAAAGGUCCGAAGGAGAAAGAGGAAGACGAAGUGAUGCCCGGUGUGCGGCGUUUUGUCUGGAAGCAUGUCCAACACAUCGAUCAGGUUAUGGGGUUAUUGGAGGAACAUAACCUGACGGCAAGCGGCCCCAAGUCAAAACAUUGAACGCACAGCCUGGUGGAGGAAAUGAGGAUGAUAGAAGAAGGCCCCAGUCAGGUUGAGGAGCAUGAGCAGCUAAUGGGGGGGAUGUACCUGCUCGCUAAUACGCUCCUGCAAGGAGACUUUGACCGGAAAGGCUCGUUCAGUCAUGAGGAAAAUGAGAUUCUAGUUCCUGAAAGCCAGGACGACGAGUUCGAGGAAGGAGAAAUCAAGGAGGCAUUUCGGGCGGAGAAGUACGAUGGGAUCUACCGGGAAUUGGGGUUGCUCCUAUCAUAGAGGUUAGCGCAAAGGUCUGGUGAGCCCCUACACCCAAGGUUGGAAAGGGAAGUGGGUGCGGUCGUACACCUGGACCUGUUAUUCAUGCCAGCAGGGGAGAAUGGGUGUAACUACAUCUUCGAUGCACGGGAUAACCUUACUGGGUUUGUGGACGGACGAGCUAUCCGAACGAAGACUGACCCGGUUUUGGCGAACUGCAUCGAGGAGUAUUACCUGCGAUAUCCUUUUGUCAAGGAGUUCGUGAUGGAUCGAGGAUCAGAGUUUACCUAUAAUGAGGUGAGGACGUUGCUUGCAGGGUAUGGCGUAGUGACCGACUAUACUAUGGUCGUGCACCCUCAAGCGAACGCUCCUGUGGAGAGGGGACACAGUACCAUCACGAAUCUCCUGGCUAAGUGGACAGAGGGCAAUCCUGGUCAGUGGCCAAAGUUCCUACGGGCAGCUUUCUUCGUGGAGAAUGUUACUGUAAAGAGGACUACCAAGUACGCGUCAGCCACACUGUGGUAUGGGAGGCACGCCACCUUUCCCAUAGAAAACUUUAUGAAGACGUGGAGGCGCCAAGACUUAGAAGUAAACCUGUCCUUCAAAGAACUGCUCGAUAUUCGGGCACGGCAAGUGAGGGCGGUCGAGGAAAGACUGCGAGAGGCCGCCGGUCAGGUAGAGAGGAGCCGCAUGGAAGACAAGAUGAGAUGGGACCAGAUGGCGGGAGUAAGGAAGGAGCCGUUGGCAGUGGGGGACGUCGUGUUACUAUACGACUCCUCUUUGGAGAAGCAAUGGUCGAGGAAGCUCGACAAGAGAUGGAUGGGCCCCUAUAGAAUUUUGCGAUGUGGCGAAUUUGGGGCCUAUCAGAGCGAGGAGCUGGACGGGACAGGCUGGCAGGAUUGGCUGGGAGCGGACCAGAGCGGACCGACACGGUAUAAGCCAGUAGAGGAUGAGCCAGAGGAGGGGCCACCUGAGCCGGGGCCCGAGGCGGGGUCUCGUGGGCCCGAGGAGCCGCAGACUAAGGGGGUUAUCACGACUGGGGAUGAUACCCCUCCCCCUGCCCCGAUUCCGGAGCAGACGCGGCAGUAUUGGCCUGAAGGAAUUCCUGAGUCGGACAGCGAGGAGAUGUUGGGGUCGCCAUCGGCAGCUACUACGCCACCCCCGACGCAGGAGAAGCCAGAGGAGGGCGAGAGGGCGAGGACACCUACUACUGUGGUGCCGCAACUAGCUGAGCCUACAGGCGCACGCAUGGAUGUGGAGGUGCCGACCUCCAGGGAGCCUCCGCCAGGGCCGCCGCCCACAGAGGAGGGGACGAGUGAGAGAGACCCACUGCGAGAAGCCCACGAGGCGCGGGGAAGGAGGCCAUCAGGGAGACGAAAGAAGAGAAGCGCGCGAGGGUGCAGCGAGGCUUGGGCCAGCUAUGAGGGUAAGAGGGAUGCUGCUCGCCUGAGGUCACGAGAGUUGGGACAAGAGAAUGCGAGGGUGGACGAGGCACGAGAGACAGGGGACUUGGGACUUUCAGCCACCAGGAUGGAGAUUGAGCGUGCAGAUAGGAGGAUAGGUGAGGUGGCGAUCUCGUCCUUCCAACGGUACUCCAUGCUCAGCGAUGAGUUGGCGGCCUUGAGGUUAGAGGUGGGACAGUUGUCCACCCAGUUGGCAGAAGAGAGGGAAGAGAACCAAGCAUGGAGGUCCCAUAUGGAAGUCAAGGAAGCGGAAUGGGAGAAGAGGCUCCAGGACAUGGCGGCAAUGGUAGAGAGGCUCUCGGCCACUAAGGUGGUCGAAUGGACGGAGCAAAGUCGAUAUGGUAUCCAGGGGAAGGAGGUACAGGGGUUCUUCGACCAGGAAGGAACGACAGAGACGCCACAACAAGAGGGAAUGGGAAAGGUAUUCCUGGACUCAACAGAGGCGGCGGCAAGGCGGGAGGCCGAGGAGAGGAGGUUCAGCUUCAGGACUCUCACGGAGUUGGCCUCGCAACAGGCCACCCCUAUGACGAUUGAGACUCCUGGGAACGAGCCGGUGCAGAGACCCCAAUCUCCAGUGGCGGAGGGGGGCCCCACAGAGGAGUCCCCUAUGAUCCUUUUGGAGGUGCAGGAGGGUGCCCUUACGGGAGCAGCAGCAUCCACUGAGCCGGAGGUAAUGGGGGGAGAGGCGUCUCGACUGGACGAGUUGGUGGCAGCCAUGGAGCUGGACAUGCCGUCAGGAGGGCCUCAGAGGCAGGAGACCCCGGAGCGCGUGCCAGAGAUAGGGGAGCUGAGGACGCAGUUAAGCUCUUAGGCUACUGGAGCUGACUCAGGAGAGCACAUCUCAUAGCAGCAGCAGGAAGUU